This is a messenger RNA of Scleropages formosus (Asian bonytongue), 17441 nucleotides long. It is a transcript of the gene ryr1b, whose product is annotated as ryanodine receptor 1b (skeletal). The transcript is spliced from 109 exons. Gene Ontology annotation, cellular component: calcium channel complex; smooth endoplasmic reticulum; sarcolemma. Lineage: Eukaryota; Metazoa; Chordata; Actinopteri; Osteoglossiformes; Osteoglossidae. The record is from RefSeq and is a predicted model, not a curated record. Gene Ontology annotation, biological process: release of sequestered calcium ion into cytosol by sarcoplasmic reticulum; intracellular calcium ion homeostasis; striated muscle contraction. Bases 195 to 15458 code for a protein of 5087 amino acids. Gene Ontology annotation, molecular function: ryanodine-sensitive calcium-release channel activity; protein binding.
UGAUGCCAAAGGGAGAAAUGUGUGGAGUGCAAAGCCGUCCAUCACUCCCUCUCUCACAGCCGGCAGAGCCACAGGAGCCCAUGCUGUCCUCCAGCACACCCACACACACACACUGAGAGAAGGGGAGAGAGAAAAAGGGAAGGAUUUUUUCAUUUCUCCUGAGGAGCUGAGCUGCGAGUGGCCCUGGUGGUAGGAUGGCGGAAGGAGGAGAGGGAGAGGAGGAGAUCCAGUUCCUUCGAACGGAUGACCAGGUGGUGCUGCAAUGCACUGCAACCGUACUGAAGGAGCAGAUCAAGCUGUGCCUGUCCUGUGAGGGCUUUGGAAACCGACUCUGCUUCCUGGAGCCCACAUCCAAUGCUCAGAAUGUACCACCAGACCUGGCAAUCUGUUGUUUCAUCUUGGAGCAAUCCCUGUCAGUGCGUGCCCUGCAGGAGAUGCUUGCCAACACCGUGGAGAUGAAUGAGGCAGUCGAUUUGGACAAAUGGUCAUCCCAAGGAGGGGGCCACCGCACUCUGCUCUAUGGCCAUGCCAUCCUACUCAGGCACAGCCACUCAGGCAUGUACCUCAGCUGCUUGACUAGUUCCCGGUCACUCACAGACAAGCUGGCCUGUGAUGUGGGCCUGCAGGAAGAUUCCACAGGAGAGGCAUGCUGGUGGACGAUUCACCCCGCAUCCAAGCAGAGGUCAGAGGGUGAGAAAGUCCGAGUUGGAGACGACCUCAUCCUGGUCAGCGUGUCCUCGGAAAGAUAUCUGCAUCUGUCCUAUGCCAGCGGGGACUUGAUGGUGGACGCCUCCUUCAUGCAGACCCUGUGGAACAUGAACCCGGUGUGUUCGGGGUGUGAGAUGGCUGAGGGGUACCUGACGGGAGGCCAUGUCCUCAGGCUUUUCCAUGGUCACAUGGACGAGUGUCUGGCUAUUCCAUCCGCUGACCAAGGAGAGGACCAGCGCACAACUGCCCAGUACGAGGCAGGUGCUGUUUGCAGCCAAGCCAGGUCAUUAUGGAGGCUGGAGCCCCUCAGAAUUGGGUGGAGUGGCAGCCAUAUGAAAUGGGGUCAGCCGUUCCGGGUGCGUCACGUAACCACAGGCCGGUACCUGUGUCUGGACGAGGAGAAAGGCUUGAUGGUGCUCGAUCCCAAGCGGGCUAACACCAAAAUGUCAGCGUUCUGCUUCCGAGCCUCAAAGGAGAAGUCAGAGGUGGCCCCGAAGCGCGAUGUGGAGGGUAUGGGCACACCAGAGAUCAAGUACGGGGAGUCCAUGUGCUUUGUGCAGCAUGUCUCCACAGGGCUGUGGCUCACUUACGCCGCUUUGGAUGCCAAGUCUGCUCGUCUAGGGACUCCCAAGAGAAGGGCCAUCCUGCACCAGGAGGGACACAUGGACGAUGGACUGUGUCCGUCCCGCUCACAGAUGGAGGAGUCACAAGCAGCCCGCAUGAUAUACAGCACCACGGGCCUUUUCACACAGUUCAUCAAAGAACUGGACUCCCUGAGCGCGAAGAACAAGACUCCAACACCACUGACUCUGCCCCUGGACAGCGUUGUCCUCUCACUUCAGGACCUCAUCCACUACUUCCGCUACCCAGAGGAGGACCUGGAGCACGAGGAGAAACAAACGAAGCUGCGCUCCCUUCGGAAUCGCCAGAACCUCUUCCAGGAGGAGGGAAUGAUCACCCUAGUGUUGAACUGUGUCGACCGGCUAAAUGUCUACAACACAUCUGCUCACUUUGCUGAGUUUGCUGGAGAGGAGGCCGGAGAGUUUUGGAAGGAGAUCGUCAACCUGCUGUACGAACUGCUGGCAUCUCUUAUCCGAGGAAAUCGGGCCAACUGUGCACUAUUUUGUGAUAAUCUUGACUGGCUGGUCAGCAAACUGGAUCGUCUGGAAGCUUCCGGAGGCAUUCUUGAAGUGUUGUACUGUGUUUUAAUUGAGAGCCCGGAAGUUCUGAACAUCAUCCAGGAGAAUCACAUCAAAUCCAUCAUCUCCCUUCUGGAUAAGCAUGGGCGCAAUCACAAGGUACUGGAUGUGCUGCGCUCUCUAUGUGUGUGCAAUGGUGUGGCUGUGAGGUCCAAUCAGAACCUCAUCACAGAAAACCUGUUGCCAGGUCGAGAUCUCCUGCUCCAGACCAAUAUCGUCAACUAUGUCACCAGUAUGAGACCUAACAUCUUCUUGGGUACAUGUGAAGGAUCCACACAGUACAAGAAGUGGUACUUUGAGAUGAUCGUGGACUAUGUGGAGCCCUUCGUGACAGCUCAGGCCGCUCAGCUGCGUGUUGGCUGGGCUCUGACUGUUGGCUACAGCCCCUAUCCAGGUGGCGGAGAAGGCUGGGGGGGCAAUGGCGUCGGCGAUGAUCUCUACUCGUAUGGCUUUGAUGGCUUGCACCUUUGGUCAGGGCACGUCCCUCGUGCAGUGGCCUCACCCAAUCAGCAUAUCCUGGCGGGAGACGACGUAGUCAGCUGCUGCCUGGACCUCAGUGUCCCUAGCAUCUCCUUCCGUAUCAACGGCCAUCCUGUUCAGGGCAUGUUUGAGAACUUCAAUGUGGAUGGGCUCUUCUUCCCUGUUAUCAGCUUCUCUGCUGGCAUAAAAGCACGUUUCCUCCUAGGCGGCCGUCACGGGGAGUUCAAAUUCCUUCCGCCCCCUGGUUAUGCUCCCUGCUAUGAGGCCCUGCUGCCUAAGGAGAGGAUGCGCAUUGAGCCUGUCAAAGAGUAUAAGCGUGACUUUAAUGGCAUCUGCAACCUUUUGGGACCCAUGCAGUCACUUACCAACACCUCUUUCACACCCUGCCCUGUGGACACCAUACAGAUUGUGCUGCCCCCACAUCUGGAGCGCAUCCGGGAGAAGCUGGCAGAGAACAUUCAUGAGCUCUGGGCUGUCACUCGCAUUGAACAAGGCUGGACCUAUGGAGAGUUCCGAGAUGACAAUAAGAAGCUACACCCCUGCUUGGUAGACUUCCAGAGCCUCCCAGAACCUGAAAGGAACUACAACCUCCAGAUGUCCGGGGAAACCAUUAAGACUUUGCUUGCACUUGGAUGCCAUGUGGGUAUGGGAGAUGAAAAGGCAGAGGAGAACCUAAGAAAGAUCAAACUUCCAAAAACCUAUAUGAUGAGCAAUGGGUACAAACCUGUCCCCCUGGACCUCAGCCAUGUUAAGCUGACACCCAACCAGAACACCUUAGUGGAGAAACUGGCAGAGAAUGGGCACAAUGUGUGGGCACGGGAUCGGGUUCGGCAGGGCUGGACUUACAGCAUUGUGCAGGACAUCAUGAACAAACGCAACCCACGUUUGGUUCCAUACAAUUUGCUGGAUGAGAGAACCAAGAAAACGAAUCGUGACAGUGUGUGCGCCGCUGUGCGUACCCUCAUUGGCUAUGGUUAUAACAUUGAGCCCCCUGACCAGGAGAGCAGUGGCCACGGAGUUGAAAGUGCCCGCGGGGACAAGAUCCGUCUGUUCAGGGCCGAGAAGUCAUAUGCUGUGACCCAGGGGAAGUGGUACUUUGAGUUUGAAGCUGUGACAGUGGGUGAGAUGAGGGUGGGCUGGGCACGACCCAGUGUCCGAGCAGACACUGAGCUAGGAGCAGAUGAAUUGGCCUACGUCUUCAAUGGCAAUAAGGCUCAGCGAUGGCACAUUGGCAAUGAGCCUUUUGGCCGACAAUGGCAGCCGGGUGAUGUGGUUGGCUGUAUGAUAGACCUGAGUGAGAUGAAUAUCAUGUUUACGCUCAAUGGAGAGAUGCUGAUUAGUGACUCUGGCUCUGAGAUGGCUUUCAAGGACAUUGAGGUUGGAGAAGGCUUCAUCCCAGUCUGCAGUUUGGGUCCCUCCCAAGUGGGCAGAAUCAACCUGGGCCAGAACGUCAGCAGUCUACAUUAUUUUACCAUCUGUGGCCUGCAGGAAGGUUUUGAGCCCUUCGCCAUCAACAUGAAGAGGGAUAUUACUAUGUGGUUCAGCAAGAGCCUGCCACAGUUUCUUCCUGUACCUGCUGACCAUAAUCACAUUGAGGUGUCUCGUGUGGAUGGGACAGUGGACAGCCCACCGUGUCUGAAGCUGACUCAUAAGACCUUUGGUUCUCAGAAUGCCAACACGGACAUGCUUUUCAUGCGGAUGAGUGUACCAGUGCAGUUCUAUGAGACCUUCAAGGUGCCAGCGGGGACCACACCCCUCACCCGUGCCCUCACCAUCCCUGAAGAUGAAGCCCUGGAGGUGGAGCCUGAUUCAGAGUUUGAGGUGUUGAAGAAGUCAGCUAGCCGCAAGGAGCAGGAGGAGAAGGAGCCUUCAGUCGCUAAGGAGGUUCCAGCUGUCAAAGGAGAGAAUGAAAAGGACGUCACCACAGAGAAGACCAAGAAGAGGGGGUUCCUAUUCAAAGCCAAGAAGGCUGCCUUGAUUACGCCACCUCCGGUGGUACCAACAGUACCUCGCUUGGUUGAAGAUGUUGUACCUGAUGAUCGAGAUGACCCGGAAAUUAUUCUCAGCACCACUACAUACUUCUACUCAGUGCGCAUCUUUGCUGGACAGGAACCCAGUGGUGUGUGGGUUGGUUGGGUCACCCCUGAUUUCCACCAGUAUGACCUUAAUUUUGAACUCAGCAAAGUACGCACCGUCACGGUCACUGUCGGUGAUGAAAAAGGCAACAUUCAUGACAGUAUGAAGCAUAGCAACUGUUACAUGGUGUGGGGAGCAGAAUUCAGCAAUAGCUCUCAGCAGGCCCGCUUCAGUCAGGAAGACCUGGUAAUUGGUUGUUUGGUUGAUCUGGCAACUGGCUUAUUGAACUUCACAGCCAAUGGGAAAGAAGUUAACACCUUCUUCCAGGUGGAGCCCAACACCAAGCUUUUCCCGGCUGUGUUUGUUCUUCCUUCCAGCCAGAAUAUGCUGCAGGUGGAGCUGGGCAAGCUCAAGAACAUAAUGCCCCUUUCAGCUGCCAUGUUCCAUAGUGAGUGCAAAAACUCAGUCCCGCAGUGCCCCCCACGGCUAGACUUCCAGAUGCUGACACCUGUGAUAUGGAGCCGCGUACCCAACCUCUUCCUCACACCGGAGGUCACCCGGGUGAGCGAGCGGCAUGGCUGGAUGGUGGAGUGCACUGAACCCCUGACUUUGAUGGCCCUCCACAUCCCUGAGGAGAACAGAUGUAUAGACAUCCUGGAGCUUUCUGAGCGAAUGGACAUGCUGAAAUUCCACUACCAUACGCUUAAGCUCUAUUGCGCCGUAUGUGCCCUGGGUAACAACCGUGUGGCACAUGCCCUCUGCAGUCAUGUGGAUGAGUCGCAGCUCUUCUAUGCCAUUGAAAGCACCUACCUUCCUGGCCCACUGCGCAGUGGCUACUAUGAUCUCCUCAUCAGCAUGCACCUGGAGUCAGCCAAGCGUGCCCGCCUCCUUACUAAUAGGGAGUUUAUUGUACCCAUGACGGAAGAGACACUUAGCAUCAGCCUCUAUGGUGACAAAGAGAAAGGUCACGCCUUCCCUGGAGUGGGACUGACCACUUGCCUUCGGCCCAAGCCUCACUUCUCCCCAGUGGGCUUUAUAGGCACUGACCUGGAUAUUUAUACUCUUAGCCCCGUUAUUCCCCUACAGGUCAUGAAGAUCAAAGCCAUAAGCAUGCUGACUGAGGCUGUGUUUGAUGGCAGUCAAGCAAUGCGAGAUCCUGUGGGGGGUAGUGUGGAGUUCCACUUUGUUCCCAUUCUCAAGCUCAUCAGCACCCUCCUGAUCAUGGGCGUUUUCGACGAUGAAGAUGUCACGCACAUUCUAAAGAUGAUCGAUCCAAGCGUCUUCACUGAGGGUGGGGAUGCAGAGGCACCUGAGGAGGAAGAAGGGGGAGAGAAGGGGGAAGGAGAGGAGGGAGCCACCACAGAGGAAAGAGGUGAGGCAAAAGUGCAGGAAGAGGAGCUUGAAGGGGAGCUGGUGGAUGAGGGAGUGGGAGAUGAGGAGGAAGAAGAGUUGAAGAAGUUGGUUUCUGGUAAAGAGGAACUGGAGGAGGGCCACGGUGACAAGGAGGGAGAGUCGAAGGGGGAGAAAGUAGAUGGUGAGAUGGCAGCUGAAGAAAAAGAAAAAGAAUCUGGGGCUGGAGAAGGGGAAGCAAAAGAGGAAGACGCUGGUCCAGAGGAAGGACUUCUGCAGAUGAAGCUGCCAGAGACUGUAAAACUGCAGAUGUGUACACUUCUGCAGUACUUCUGUGAUUGUGAGCUGCGCCACCGUGUGGAAGCCAUAAUUGCCUUCUCUGACAGUUAUGUGAGGUUAUUGCAAGCCAACCAGAAGCAGCGAUACAAUGACCUGAUGCAGGCAGUGAACAUGACAGCUGCAGAGACUGCCCGCAAGACUCGCGAGUUUCGUUCACCUCCUCUGGAGCAGGUUAUUUUGCUCACAAGCUGCAAGAAUGUGUCAGAUGAUGAAAAGUGUUCAAUCCCAGAUGAAAUCCGUGAGACCCUCCAGAAUUUUCACAAAGAACUGCUGUCUCAUUGCGGUGUUCAAAUAGAGGAGGAGGAGGAAGAGGAGGAGGUGGAUACAUCACUUCAUGGACGGCUGCUCAGUCUGGUGGAGAAGGUCAAGAACUUCCGCAAGAAAAAGGAAGAAGAAGAACCUGAGCCUGAGGAGGAGCCCAAACCCAGCACCCUCCAGGAGCUCAUCUCACACACCAUGAUCCACUGGGCGCAGGAGUCCUUCAUCCAGAAUCCUGAGCUUGUGCGGCUGAUGUUCAGCCUGCUGCACCGGCAAUAUGACCCACUUGGGGAAUUGAUGCGUGCGCUGCCUAAGGCCUAUGCCAUUAAUGCUGUGUCCGUCCAAGACACCAUGGACCUGUUGGAAUGUCUGGGACAGAUCCGUUCACUUCUCAUUGUACAGAUGGGCCCAGAGGAAGAGACACUCAUGAUCCAAAGCAUUGGGAACAUUAUGAACAACAAAGUGUUCUACCAGCACCCUAACUUAAUGCGUGCACUAGGCAUGCAUGAGACUGUCAUGGAGGUCAUGGUCAAUGUCCUGGGAGCUGGAGGAGAGGAGAUCAGAUUCCCACAGAUGGUGACCAACUGCUGUCGUUUCCUUUGCUACUUCUGUCGCAUCAGUCGACAGAACCAGCGUUCAAUGUUUGACCACCUCAGUUAUCUGCUAGAGAACAGUGGCAUUGGACUUGGAAUGCGUGGCUCAACCCCUCUGGAUGUGGCAGCAGCGUCCUGCAUUGACAACAAUGAGCUGGCCCUGGCUCUGCAGGAGCAGGACUUAGAGAAGGUGGUAAGAUACUUGGCAGGCUGCGGACUGCAGAGCUGCCCAAUACUUCUGUCAAAAGGUUACCCUGACAUUGGGUGGAACCCCUGUGGUGGGGAGAGAUACCUUGACUUCCUUCGAUUCGCCGUGUUUGUUAACGGGGAAAGUGUUGAGGAGAAUGCCAACGUCGUAGUGCGUCUCCUGAUCCGGAGGCCCGAAUGUUUUGGCCCCGCCCUGAGGGGUGAGGGAGGCAGUGGUCUGUUGGCUGCCAUAGAGGAUGCUAUCAAAAUCUCUGAGGACCCAGCCAGGGAUGGGCCAACACCCAAGAAGGACAGGCGCUUCAUGUUUGGAGGGGAGCAACAAGAGGAGAACAGAGUGCAUCUUGGGAAUGCUAUCAUGUCCUUCUACUCAGCUCUCAUUGACCUUCUUGGGCGUUGUGCUCCUGAGAUGCAUCUGAUCCAGGCUGGCAAAGGAGAGGCCUUGAGGAUUAGGGCGAUUCUAAGAUCCCUGGUGCCCAUUGAGGACCUGGUGGGUGUUAUCAGCCUGCCUAUUCAGAUUCCAGCCUUUGGGAAAGAUGAGAGCAUAGUUGAGCCAAAGAUGUCAGCCAGCUUUGUGCCAGACCACAAGGCAUCCAUGGUGUUAUUCCUGGACAGAGUGUAUGGCAUUGACAAUCAGGACUUCCUGCUGCAUGUGCUAGAGGUGGGGUUCUUGCCAGACAUGAGGGCAGCUGCCUCGCUUGACACGGCUGCCUUCAGCACCACUGAGAUGGCACUGGCCCUAAACCGCUACUUGUGCUCAGCUGUGCUGCCACUAGUCACCAAGUGUGCCCCGCUGUUUGCUGGCAGCGACCAUCGUGCCAUCAUGAUUGAUUCCAUGCUGCACACGAUCUAUCGGUUGUCCCGUGGUCGUGCCCUCACCAAAGCCCAGAGGGACAUCAUCGAGGAGUGCCUCAUGUCUCUGUGCAAGUACCUUCGCCCAUCCAUGCUGCAACACCUGCUGAGGAGGCUGGUGUUUGAUGUGCCCAUACUCAAUGAGUAUGCAAAGAUGCCACUUAAGCUUUUGACCAACCAUUACGAGCGUUGCUGGAAGUACUAUUGCCUACCUAAUGGCUGGGCCAACUUUGGCGUUUCUUCAGAAGAGGAGCUGCAUCUCUCACGAAAGCUCUUCUGGGGGAUCUUUGAGUCACUGGCACAUAAGAAAUUUGAUGCAGAGCUCUUCAAGAUUGCCAUGCCAUGCAUCUGUGCCAUUGCUGGUGCCAUACCUCCAGACUAUGUGGACGCCAGCUACUCGCACACUGAAAAGAAAGCAUCUGUAGAUGCUGAGGGCAACUUUGACCCCAGACCUGUAGAAACCACCAACACCAUUAUCCCAGAGAAGCUGGAUGCUUUCAUUAACAAAUAUGCAGAGCACACACAUGACAAAUGGGCAUUUGAAAAGAUCCAAAAUAACUGGACGUAUGGAGAGACGCUUGAUGAGAAUGCCAAGACUCAUCCCAUGCUCAGACCAUAUAAGACUUUCUCUGAGAAGGACAAGGAGAUCUACCGCUGGCCCAUUAAAGAGUCAAUCAAAGCCAUGCUUGCCUGGGAGUGGAACCUGGAGAAGGCCAGGGACGGUGAUGAGGAGAAGACAGAGAAGAAAACCCGCAAAAUAUCACAAACAGCACAGAUGACCUAUGACCCCAGCCAUGGCUACUCCCCACAACCCAUCGAUAUUUCUGGCAUGGCAAUCUCACGAGAGCUCCAGUCCAUGGCUGAGCAGUUAGCUGAGAACUACCACAAUACAUGGGCCAGGAAGAAGAAGCUGGAGCUGCAGGCCAAAGGCGGUGGUACUCAUCCCUUGCUUGUGCCUUAUGACACCCUCACUGCCAAGGAGAAGGCUCGUGAUCGAGAGAAGGCCCAGGACCUGCUGAAAUUUCUUCAGCUUAAUGGAUAUGCUGUCACAAGGGGGCUGAAAGACAUGGAACAAGAUAUCUCCUCUAUUGAAAAGCGGUUUGCCUACGGCUUCUUGAAAAAAUUGCUGAAGUGGCUGGACAUCGCACAGGAGUUUAUUGCACAUUUGGAGGCUGUGGUGAGCAGUGGAAGGGUGGAGAAGUCACCGCAUGAGCAGGAGAUCAAGUUCUUUGCCAAGAUUCUACUACCUUUGAUAAACCAGUUCUUUAAGAACCACUGCCUGUACUUCCUAUCUACACCUGCCAAGCUGCUGGGCAGUGGGGGUCACUCAUCCAACAAGGAGAAAGAGAUGAUUGCCAGUAUCUUCUGUAAAAUGGCUGCUUUGGUGAGACACAGAGUUUCUCUCUUUGGUACCGAUGCUGCUGCUGUAGUCAACUGUCUACACAUACUGUCGCGAUCACUGGAUGCUCGGACAGUGAUGAAAUCUGGCCCUGAGAUUGUGAAAGCAGGACUACGUUCCUUCUUUGAGAGUGCUGCAGAUGACAUUGAGAAGAUGGUAGAGAACCUAAAGCUGGGCAAAGUUUCCAGCCGUAAUCAGGUGAAAGGGGUGUCACAGAACAUGAACUACACUACAGUAGCCUUGCUACCUGUGCUCACCUCCCUGUUCGAUCACAUUGCGCAACACCAGUUUGGAGAUGAUGUCAUCCUGGAUGACUUGCAGAUCUCAUGUUAUCGGAUCAUGUGCAGCAUCUACUCUGUGGGCACAAUCAAAACUCCACAUAUGGAAAAACAUAGGCCAGCUUUAGGGGAGUGUCUGGCUCAUUUGGCUGCUGCCAUGCCGGUGGCCUUUGUGGAACCUUACUUCAAUGAAUUUAAUGCCUACUCCGUCUACACCACAAAGACCCCACGGGAGCGAGCCAUCCUUGGCCUGCCCAACCAUGUCAAGGAGCUCUGUCCAGACAUCCCGGAAUUAGAUGCCCUAAUGAAAGAGAUCAGAGACUUGGCAGAGUCUGGUGCACGUUACACUGAAAUGCCACAUAUCAUUGAAGUCACCCUGCCCAUGCUGUGCAACUAUCUACCACGCUGGUGGGAGAGAGGUGUGGAGAAUUUCCCUGAACAAGAAGGCCAACUGUGUACAGAGGUCACUUCUGAGCACCUCAAUCAACUGUUAGGAAGCAUUAUGAAGAUCGUGGUCAACAACCUGGGCAUUGAUGAGGCUUCCUGGAUGAAGAGGCUGGCUGUGUUCACGCAGCCCAUUGUAAGCAGAGCGAAACCAGAGAUGCUGAAGUCCCACUUCAUUCCCACCAUGGAGAAACUGCGGAAGCGCUGUGGAAAGGUGGUGGCAGAGGAAGAUCAGAUGCGUAUGGAAGGCAAGAUGGAGUCGGACAGCGAGCAGAGCACAAUACGGGAUGAAUUUGCUGUGCUUUGCAGGGACCUGUAUGCCCUCUACCCAUUGCUCAUCCGAUAUGUGGACAACAACAGGGCAAGGUGGCUUACCUGUCCAGAUCCAGAUGCAGAAGAUCUCUUCAGAAUGGUGGGAGAGGUCUUCAUCUUUUGGUCAAAAUCUCACAACUUUAAGCGAGAGGAGCAGAACUUCGUGGUGAUGAACGAAAUAAACAACAUGUCCUUCCUCACUGCUGACAGCAAGAGCAAAAUGAGCAAGGCCGGGGAUGCAGAGGGCAGUGGCUCAGAUGUGGAGCGCAAUAAAAAGAAGCGUCGUGGGGACCGAUACUCGGUGCAGACAUCGCUCAUCGUAGCUGCUUUGAAAAAGUUGCUGCCCAUCGGCCUCAACAUGUGCUCCCCUGCCGACCAAGAGCUCAUAAACCUGGCCAAAGUCCGAUACUCUCUGAAAGACACAGAUGAGGAGGUCAGGGAAUUCCUGCAAAAUAAUCUUCAUUUUCAGGGCAAGGUGGAGGAUCCUUCCAUGCGCUGGCAGAUGGCACUGUACAAGGAGGCGGCGGGAAAAGCUGAAGAUGCUGAUGCCCCAGAGAAGGUGGUCAAGAGGGUGCAGGAGGUGUCUGCCGUGCUCUAUCACAUCGAUUUGACAGAGCAUCCCUUCAAGUCGAAGAAAAUGGCGUGGCAUAAACUUCUGUCCAAGCAGCGUCGCCGGGCCGUUGUGGCAUGCUUCAGAAUGACGCCUCUCUAUAACAUUCCAAGGCACCGGGCCUCCAACAUGUUCCUGGAUGGAUACAAGCGCAACUGGAUUGAGAACGAGGGAUACUCAUUUGAGGACAAAAUGAUAAACGACCUAUCUCAAGCCAUGGAACAAGAGGAGGAGGAGGAAGAAGAGACAGAAACCAAGCCAGACCCCCUUCAUCAGCUCAUUCUUCACUUCAGUCGUACUGCUCUGACUGAAAAGAGUAAACUAGAUGAAGACUAUCUAUAUAUGGCUUAUGCUGAUAUCAUGGCAAAGAGCUGUCACAUUGAUGAGGAGGGCAAAGAGGAAGAAGAGGCCGAAGAGAUGACCUUUGAGGAAAAAGAGAUGGAAAAACAGAGACUCCUGUACCAGCAGUCCAGGUUACACAACCGUGGGGCAGCAGAGAUGGUCCUGCAGAUGAUCAGUGCCUGCAAAGGUGAGCCAGGGGCAAUGGUUUCCUCCACUCUGAAGCUGGGCAUCUCCAUCUUGAAUGGUGGGAAUAGUGAUGUACAGCAGAAAAUGCUGGACUAUCUCAAAGACAAGAAGGAUGUGGGCUUUUUCCUGAGUGUGCAGGCCCUGAUGCAGACCUGCAGUGUUCUAGACCUGAACGCCUUCGAACGACAGAACAAAGCAGAGGGGCUGGGGAUGGUGUCAGAGGAGGGCACAAACAUAAAGCUAGAGCGUGAAGAGAAAGUCAUGGCGGACAACGAGUUUACCUGCGAUCUCUUCCGCUUCCUGCAGCUACUUUGUGAGGGCCACAAUAAUGACUUCCAGAAUUACCUGCGAACACAGACGGGCAGCACUACCACCAUCAAUAUUAUAAUCUGCACUGUGGACUACCUGCUGCGAUUGCAGGAGUCCAUCAGUGACUUCUACUGGUAUUACUCUGGAAAGGACAUCAUUGAUGAGCCAGGCAAGAGGAACUUUUCAAAAGCCAUGACAGUGGCAAAACAGGUCUUCAACAGCCUGACUGAAUACAUCCAGGGCCCAUGCACAGGCAACCAGCAAUCCCUGGCCCACAGCAGGUUGUGGGAUGCUGUGGUUGGCUUCUUGCACAUUUUCGCUCACAUGAUGAUGAAGCUAGCGCAGAUGCACCCCGAUCCUGGACAACGAACUGCAGAUCAUUUCUGGAAUCGAUCACACUCUGAGGAUUCCAGUCAGAUUGGUCUAUUGAAGGAGCUGCUGGACCUUCAGAAAGACAUGGUGGUAAUGCUGUUGUCUCUACUGGAGGGCAACAUUGUAAAUGGAACCAUUGCACGCCAGAUGGUGGAUAUGCUGGUAGAAUCAUCCAGCAAUGUGGAGAUGAUCCUCAAGUUCUUUGACAUGUUCCUGAAACUCAAGGACAUUGUAGCUUCAGAUGCAUUCCGUGACUACGUGACUGACCCCCGUGGAUUGAUCUCAAAGAAAGACUUCCAGAAGGCCAUGGAUAGUCAAAAACAGUAUUCACCAUCAGAGAUCCAGUUCCUGUUGUCUUGCUCAGAGGCUGACGAGAAUGAAAUGAUCAACUUUGAAGAGUUUGCUGAUCGCUUUCAAGAACCUGCCAAGGACAUUGGCUUCAACAUUGCAGUGUUGCUGACUAACUUGUCAGAACAUGUUCCCCAUGAUUCCCGGCUGCAGAACUUCCUAGAGCAGGCAGAGAGUGUGCUGAAUUACUUCCGUCCCUUCCUAGGCCGUAUCGAGAUCAUGGGUGCCAGCAAGAGGAUAGAACGUAUCUACUUUGAAAUCAGUGAGGUCAACCGCACCCAGUGGGAGAUGCCCCAGGUGAGAGAGUCUAAACGACAGUUCAUCUUUGACGUGGUCAAUGAGGGUGGUGAGUCUGAGAAGAUGGAACUCUUUGUCAAUUUCUGUGAGGACACCAUCUUUGAGAUGAACAUUGCUGCACAGAUUUCGGAGCAAGAGGAAGAGGAAAAGGAUGAUGAUGAUGAGGAAGAAGGUGCAGGGGAGGGUGGUGAAGAAGGUAGUGGAGAGGGGGAGGGGGAGAAUGGAGAAAAAGCACCUCCAGAAUCUACCUCCGCCUUUGCAGACUUCAUAAACAGUGUAAUCAGCUUCUUUGGGAUGUUCACUUUCCGCAACCUGCGCAGACAGUACCGGCGGAUCCGGAAGAUGACUGUGAAAGAGAUGGUAGUCGCAUUGGCCACCUUCUUCUGGACCAUCUUUAUAGGCAUCCUACAGUUCAUCUACAGUAUCUGCAGGGGGUUCUUUUUGCUUGUGUGGAAUACACUCUUUGGGGGUCGUCUUGUAGAGGGAGCUAAGAAAAUGACAGUAACAGAAAUCCUGGCCAGCAUGCCGGACCCUACACAGGAUGAGGUGCAUGGAGAUUUACCUGCUGAGCCUGGGGCAAGGGUGGAACAAGAGGCUGGUGGAGUUGCAGACCUAAUGGAAGGGGGUGGAGUUGAAGAGGAGGAACAGGAGACCAAGGAGAAAGAAGGAGGCCGAAUUCCAGGCUUUGAUACCCCUGGCGGCCUUGGUGACAUGGGGGAGCCUGCUACUGUUGAACCCCCCACUCCAGAAGGUUCUCCAAUAACCAAGAGGAAAUUGCUGGAUUCUGACGAAGGUGGGGCUGAACAAGAAGUCACGGAAGAAGCACCACCUGAACCUGAGAAGGCUGAUGCUGAAAAUGGAGAGAAGGUUGAAAAGGAGGCUGAGGCUGAGCCUGAAGCUGAGCCAGAGCCAAAAGCUGAGGAACCAGAGAAAGAAGAGGAACAGACAGAGAAGGUCAAAACUAAGAAAGACAAGAAGUCAGAGACAGAGGAUGGCUUUGAGCUCUGGAAUGAGUUGGAAAUCCAGAGGAAUAAAUUCAUGAACUACCUGUCCCGCAACUUCUACAACCUACGUUUCUUGGCUCUCUUUAUUGCCUUUGCCUUGAACUUCAUCCUGUUGUUCUAUAAGGUGUCGGACAGCCCUCCUGGCGAGGAAGAUUUUGAGGGUUCAGCCAUGUUUGAGGGCUCAGCGAUGUUUGAAGGCUCUGGGGGUGAGGCAGAAGGAUCUGGGAUGGAAGAUGGAGAUGAAGAAGAUGAGGAAAAUGGUGUGGUGUACUACUUCCUGGAGGAGAGUACUGGCUACAUGGAGCCAGCUCUAGCUUUUCUUGGUAUUGUACACACUAUCAUCUCCUUCCUCUGCAUCAUCGGCUACAACUGUCUCAAGGUUCCUCUGGUCAUUUUCAAAAGGGAGAAGGAACUGGCUCGGAAAUUAGAGUUUGACGGUGUGUAUGUGACAGAGCAGCCUGAGGACGAUGACAUUAAAGGCCAGUGGGAUCGUCUGGUUCUCAACACACCGACCUUCCCAAACAAUUACUGGGACAAAUUUGUGAAGAGAAAGGUGCUGGAAAAAUAUGGGGACAUCUACGGCAGAGAAAGGAUUGCUGAGCUUCUCGGCAUGGACUUGGCUUCGCUGGAUGUCAGCACUCAACAGCAGAAAAAACCAAAGCCUGAUAAUUCUGUGUUUACCUGGAUCACUUCCUUUGACAUCAAAUACCAGAUCUGGAAGUUUGGAGUUGUGUUCACAGACAAUACUUUCCUGUACCUGGUGUGGUACCUGGUGAUGUCCCUCCUUGGCCACUAUAAUAACUUCUUCUUUGCUGCUCACCUGCUGGACAUUGCUAUGGGUGUUAAGACUCUGCGCACUAUCCUGUCCUCUGUCACCCACAACGGCAAGCAGCUGAUGAUGACUGUGGGCUUGCUGGCUGUGGUUGUGUACCUCUACACUGUGGUAGCCUUCAACUUCUUCCGGAAGUUCUACAACAUGAGUGAGGAUGAGGAUGAGCCAGACAUGAAGUGUGAUGACAUGAUGACGUGCUACCUAUUCCACAUGUAUGUGGGGGUGCGUGCUGGAGGAGGCAUAGGAGAUGAGAUUGAGGAUCCUGCAGGAGAUGAGUAUGAGCUAUACCGGGUGGUCUUUGACAUCACCUUCUUCUUCUUUGUGAUUGUAAUCCUGCUGGCCAUCAUCCAGGGUCUGAUCAUUGAUGCUUUUGGGGAGCUGAGAGACCAGCAGGAGCAGGUCAAAGAAGACAUGGAGACCAAGUGCUUCAUCUGUGGGAUUGGGAGUGACUACUUUGACACCACUGCUCAUGGAUUCGAGACGCACACCAUGGAAGAACACAAUCUGGCCAAUUACAUGUUCUUCCUGAUGUACUUAAUCAAUAAAGAUGAAACUGAGCACACAGGACAGGAGUCCUAUGUCUGGAAGAUGUACCAGGAGCGGUGCUGGGAUUUCUUCCCAGCUGGGGACUGUUUCAGGAAGCAGUAUGAGGAUCAGCUGGGAUAACUCUGUGCUCCACAUCUGCACGUGUGUGUUUGUGUGAGAGAGACUGAAAGACACUACAGCAAAGCACAGAUGGAAUUUCGGCUUGUGUGCAUCGGUCAAGUGUCACACCUUGACGUUGUCACAGGAACGCACACACGUGCACAUGCAUGCAUGCACAGAGACCAGCAAUCGCAUGUGGACCCCAGCAGUUUUGACUAAAAAUGUAAUAGGAAGUGGAUGAUUGAGUGAAUGAGAAAUAUUAAUAACAGAGAGAUGAAUGGAACGUACAAAAAUUAUUUAUAUUACUGUAAAUACACUUUAUGGCCUUCCUUGUAUAUAAGAAUGUUGGAAUGAAGACACAAAGAUUGGUGUAAGAAUGCCUGAAUUUAAGUGACCGCAGCUAUACUGACAAAAACACACAUUAACUCAGCACACCCUCUGAGUGUGUGCAUAUGCGUAUAAAGAGCAAGAAUGAAACUGUGUAAACUCACAUCGAAAGGAAUUACAGUGCCUAAAUCGGAGAUCACAACCAACAAAAACCCUUGUGGUGGGCAAGUGCUUCAUGGUUACUCUAAUUGUAAUUAUGAUCAACAUAUUUGGUACUAGACAUACUAAAUAUCUAUAUUUAAUACUUACAAUGUUAAAACAACAUUUAUUUGUGGCUCUACGUGAUGCCCAUGUGCAAACAAUUGGCUAAUGCUUCAGUUUGUACUAUUGCUAUGAGGUCGAUCAGCUCUCCUUAACAAAACCCUGAAAUCAGUGUGGUCAUGGGAGUGGCUGGGAGACUGAGCUGGGAAAAGGGUUCAACCCAGCAAGAACUUGCCAGUACUUGGGUGUUGAAUACAAGUCUGUGCAAUGAAAUAGAAAUACAGCCCCCAAAAUUAACGUGUCCCUCUAUCAUAUUUUACUAACAUGUUAUCAUUAUUUUUAUGUCCAUUAUCAUGUGUGUCCUAUGACUCUUUCAUGAAAUACCAUCAUAAAAAUGGAGUGUUCAUAUAACCCAACCACUCUAUAGUCUUACAUAGCAUUGGUUCUAUGCCACCCUAGAGACCAGAACCCUAAUGUGAAUUAACUAGAGGAUUGGCUACAGGGGUCAAAAGUCUUCCUCCAUACUUUUACUUCAGUUCUUGGAAAGCAAGAUUUAUGCUCUGUUUCUGCACUAUUGUCAGUCUUGAUCAAGUUGUAAGAUGUCCAGCAAGUUUUACAAAACAGAGUCUGUAUUUGCUUUACAUCACUGAAUACCUAAAAGCCCCCUUUCUCCCCUCUCUUCAGAAUAUUGAAGUAGGAAUGCUAGAAUGAAUAUGAGUUUACCUUUCUGGAGGAGUAAAAGGUGAAUAAAAACAAAGCAAUAUUUCUGGUAUGCAAUCAAAAGUUGUAAAACAAACUUUGGGGUUACCCGGUUUAGAAUUUUACUUAGUUGUUUUUAGAGAAUCUGUGGAGUACACUUUUCUCUGCAAAUGUAACAUGAAGUCAUGGGUGAGCUUCGGAUCUCACAAACCACCUCAGUUAAAAGUGUAGGCCACCAACACACAUGCUGUUACACACACCGGCUCCUUGUUUCAUGUUUUGUAACUUGUAUUCAUACCAUAUGUGAUUAACUGCUGUGUAUUUAUCUAAGCCCACAAAGGAUUUUUCCCUUGUCACUAAAUGUCUGUGUGAAUCGAAGACGAGAAAGGGGCUCGUGGCCUGUGGUUUACAGCGUAAAAAAACAUCACUGCUUCCUGAGAUCUGUGAGCCACCUGACUGAAGCCUGUGUUUCAAUACUGAGUAAACUGAUUUGAAUAUUUUAAAACUUGCCUUUUUGCCUGUUUAGUUGCGUUCCAUGUUGUUGUCGUCUGUCAAACAAUAAUGACACUGCACUGAUGUUCCACUAUGAUAUUAAAUAUAUUUCCUCAGUUCCCCUAACUGCCACCCCAGUCUAAGUGUGUGUGUCAGGUUAGUCUCUUAUAGUCCUUCCCCACCUUUGCUCACCACUACACACAACAGGAGUGCACUCACUCAUAC